Molecule: messenger RNA, 717 nt
Organism: Torulaspora globosa
Lineage: Eukaryota; Fungi; Ascomycota; Saccharomycetes; Saccharomycetales; Saccharomycetaceae
Gene: MRT4
Product: ribosome assembly factor MRT4
Exons: 1
Coding region: 1-717 (238 amino acids)
Biological process (GO): rRNA processing; ribosomal large subunit biogenesis; nuclear-transcribed mRNA catabolic process
Cellular component (GO): nucleolus; preribosome, large subunit precursor
Molecular function (GO): RNA binding
Source: RefSeq, a predicted model, not a curated record
AUGCCUAGAUCCAAGCGUUCAAAGUUAGUAACUUUGGCGAAAACGGAUAAGAAGGGAAGAGAGAACAAGGAGAGGAUUUUCGAUGAGGUGAGAGAAGCUUUGGAUACAUAUAGAUACACCUGGGUCCUGCAUUUGGAUGAUGUCAGAACUCCUGUGCUUCAGGAGAUCAGAACUGCGUGGACUGGUUCGAAAUUGAUACUGGGGAAGCGUAAAGUCUUGGAGAAGGCGCUGGGACUACAUCGUGAAGACGAGUACAGCGAUAAUUUGCAUAAGCUAACCAAAUACUGUGGUGGCGUAACUGGACUUCUGUUCACUGACGAAGAUGUGAAGACGGUGAAGGAAUAUUUUGAGACAUAUGCGAAAUCUGACUAUUCUAGACCCAAUUCGAGAGCUCCGUUAACGUUUACGAUUCCUGCUGGUAUCAUCUAUUCUCGCGGUGGUCAGAUUCCUACAGACGAAGAUAUUCCGAUGGUCCACUCGCUGGAGCCUACGAUGAGAAAUAAGUUUCAGAUCCCAACCAAGAUCAAAGCAGGUAAGAUCACUAUCGAAUCCCCAUACACUGUGUGCAAAGAGGGUGAAAAAUUGGAUGUUCGUCAGGCUUUGAUCCUCAAACAGUUUGGUAUCGCUGAAGCCCAAUUCAAAGUCAAAGUAGCUGCAUAUUAUGAUAAGGAAUCCUCCGCUGUCGAAAAGGUUGGCAUUAACAUGGGAGAGCCGUGA